Carcharodon carcharias (great white shark) is the source of this 1530-nucleotide messenger RNA. RefSeq names its product ER membrane protein complex subunit 3 (gene emc3). The record is from RefSeq and is a predicted model, not a curated record. Gene Ontology annotation, biological process: protein folding in endoplasmic reticulum. Gene Ontology annotation, cellular component: EMC complex; membrane. NCBI's taxonomy places the organism in Eukaryota, Metazoa, Chordata, Chondrichthyes, Lamniformes, Lamnidae. The transcript has 8 exons. The coding region runs from base 29 to 814 and encodes 261 amino acids.
GGCGGGGACGCGUCACUUCCGGCGGAAGAUGGCGGAGCCUGAGCUGCUCUUGGAUUCCAACAUCAGGCUCUGGGUGGUGUUGCCCAUCGUCUUCAUCACUUUCUUUGUGGGUCUGAUCCGGCAUUACAUCUCCAUUCUCCUGCAGAGCGACAAGAAGCUCACGGAGGAGCAGGUUUCCGACAGUCAAGUUCUGAUCAGAAGUAGGAUUCUGAGAGAAAAUGGCAGAUAUAUUCCAAAACAGUCCUUCCUAACACGGAAAUAUUAUUUCAACAACCCAGAUGAUGGAUUUUUCAAGAAGACCAAAAGAAAAGUCGUUCCACCCUCUCCCAUGACUGACCCCACUAUGGUGAUGGAUAUGAUGAAAGGCAAUGUGACUAAUGUACUUCCCAUGAUCCUCAUUGGUGGCUGGAUUAACUGGACCUUCUCUGGUUUUGUUACCACCAAAGUUCCAUUUCCUUUGACACUGCGUUUUAAGCCUAUGUUACAGCAGGGAAUUGAGCUACUCUCUCUGGAUGCUUCCUGGGUGAGUUCUGCAUCGUGGUACUUCCUGAAUGUGUUUGGGCUCAGAAGCAUGUAUUCCUUACUCCUGGGACAAGAUAAUGCUGCAGACCAGUCUCGCAUUAUGCAAGAACAGAUGACAGGUGCUGCAAUGGCAAUGCCUCCUGAUACAAAUAAGGCUUUUAAGGCUGAAUGGGAAGCUUUGGAAAUCACAGAUCAUCAGUGGGCUUUAGAAGAAGUUGAAGAGGAACUCAUGGCCAAGGACCUUAAUUUUGAAGGGAUGUUCAGCAAAGAAAUUGAAACAUCGAUGUUCUGAAGCAUCCUAAUCGGUGGUCCCCAAUCAUAACCUCCUGCUACCUUAACUCGUGUUUGUAGUAAGAAUAACAUUUCUCCUGGAGUCUUAAAAAUUUGUUUGAAAGCAUUAGAAAUGUUUGUUACGGCUUCAAGUUACACAAACCACUAAUUUGAUAUUUUACUGUGACUUUGGAAGUUCAGUGUAAAUCAGUAUCUCGUAUAGAUACUAGACACGAAUAAAUUAUGUUGUUCAUUCCAGCACCAUAAGAAUUCACUCAUUCAUCCAUAAAAGUGCAAGCUACUUAGAAGUCCAUUGUGUCUAUGACCAAAUGUACUUUACUAUUACAUUAUUUACUGUUAACAUUAUACUGUUCCCAUCUAGUUCAAUGUUUCUUUUGGAUAACACCUGUUGCAGUAUGUUCUAUUAAGUUAAUCCUGCAUUGGUCAAGAGUUCAGAAGUGAACUGUAUGUUUUGUCUGUAGGCAUCUAUCAAGUUGUUAUUUUCCUUCUGUAUUAUUAAUGCGAUGGCAAUGGGAGUAAAUAGCUUAAUUUGAGGUUAAUUUCUUUGAAUGAUGUGUUGAAUUCUUGCUUGAUUUAGCGAAAAGUUACAAGUGUAGGUUACAUAAUACACGGUUGGGCUAUCUCUGGUGGAUAGGAACCUAUUCUGUGUCCAUCAUAAACAGCCCCAAUUAAUCCAACAUAAUUGUUUUUACCUUAAAUAAAAACCAGUUAAGAUUU